CUCAAAUGGUUUUCUAUAAAAUGGCAACUGAUAAUGCAUUUUACAUCGAGGCUAUUAAUAUCAACAAUUCUCAAGCCAUGCAAGGCAUACAAUAUCGUUUAUGGGGUAAGAAGCCGACAAUGGGAAUUUUCAUGGAUCUAAAUUGCGAGAGCAGUGAAGCGCUCUUGGAUAUUGCUAGCAGAGAGCGACUCUUCAACGAUCAUUUCUUCUGGUUAAUCUAUGAUGACCUGGCCAAUGUAACAUACUUUCGGGCGCUCUUUACGCACAUAAAUCUCGCUGUUGAUGCCGAAUUAACCUAUGCCAACUUGAAUAGCAUAGAAAGUGCCUCGAAUAGCUCCAGUUUUAGCGCUUUUACACUGUACGAUGUCUACAAUAAUGGCUACUAUUAUGGCGGUAAAUUGAAUAUGACAUUGGAUCGUGAGCUUUAUUGCACUGAGAAGGGCUGUGAAGUAAAUAGAUAUCUUUCCAAGCUACACUUACGCAGCAAAUACGGUAAUAGGAAUCAGCUGCAUGACAUCACUUUGCGUUUGGCUGUUGUGGUCACCAAAGUGCCUUUAACCGCUACACCCGAGGAAAUAUUCACUUUUCUACGUUCCGUCAAUGACACCAGUAAAGAUGCUAUACCACGCUUUGGUUACCAGGUGUUAUCCAUUUUAGUAGACUUCUUGGGUUGCAAGUCGAAUCACACUUUCACCAAUCGCUGGACAAUCAAUGAAACACAUGGCGGUCUAAUCGGCGCUUUGGCUGUACAGAGUGCCGAUCUUAUUUCCACACCAUUCAUUCCCACACCACCUCGCAUGGAGUUCUUUACCAUUAUCGCGGAGACCUCAUCAUUUCGUUCGAUCUGCCUCUUUCGUACGCCCCGCAACUCCGGUAUACAGGGCGAUGUGUUCUUGAAACCCUUCAACACCACCGUCUGGCUACUCUUCGGUUUGUUACUGCUUUUGACAGCUGUUGUACUUUGGAGCAUUUUCCGACUGGAACGGAAACGCAUGCACCAGCGUUAUGUCGACUAUAUGCCCUCGAUUUUGGCUACAUUCCUCAUAUCCUUUGGCUCGGCCUGCGCACAGGGUAGCGAGAUGGUGCCCGGUUCCAUUGGUGGACGCAUAGUUUUCUUAACAUUGUAUCUACUAACUUUUCUAAUGUACAACUAUUAUACGUCCAUUGUUGUUUCGUCGUUGCUUGGCUCGCCGGUGAAGUCUGAUAUCAAAACAAUGGGCCAGCUGGCAGAUAGUCCACUAGAAGUGGGACUCGACCCUUUGCCAUUCACGCUAACCUAUUUGAAUAAUUCUCCGCUACCAGAAGUACGGCGCUUCAAACGCAAAAUCGACUCCGCACCCAAUCCGCAGGCCAUUUGGAUGCCCUUGAAGGACGGAAUACUGCGCGUACGCGAUCAACCUGGUUUUGUUUUCGGGUUUGAGGCCUCAACUGGCUAUUUGCUAGUCAAACGCUACUACAAGCCAUAUGAAAUCUGUGACUUGAAUGAGAUACUAUUUCGUCCGGAGAAAAGUUUGUUUAGUGCGGUACAUAAGAACUCAAGCUUCAAGGAGUUGACCAAACAAAGAAUUUUUCGCAUCUUGGAGACUGGCGUUUCCUUAAAGUUGCACCGCUAUUGGGUUCAAUCGUCACUGGAGUGUUUCGAUAGCAAUUUCAUAGUUGAAGUUGGUAUGGAAUAUAUGGCACCACUCUUUAUGCUGUUGUUGUGUACUUACUUUUUGGUACUCUUCAUAUUGUUAUUGGAAAUUGUGCAUAAGAAAUAUUGGGUAGAUCGCAAACUGAGAUUGGAGAAUAUUAUCUUUGGUGAUAAUUGGCAUAAUGAGUAA
Rhagoletis zephyria (snowberry fruit fly) is the source of this 1823-nucleotide messenger RNA. RefSeq lists its product as uncharacterized. NCBI's taxonomy places the organism in Eukaryota, Metazoa, Arthropoda, Insecta, Diptera, Tephritidae. Gene Ontology annotation, molecular function: ligand-gated monoatomic ion channel activity. Gene Ontology annotation, cellular component: membrane. The record is from RefSeq and is a predicted model, not a curated record.